This is a messenger RNA of Chaetura pelagica (chimney swift), 1520 nucleotides long. RefSeq names its product inhibitor of growth family, member 1 (gene ING1). Gene Ontology annotation, biological process: positive regulation of DNA-templated transcription. The transcript has 2 exons. The coding region runs from base 333 to 1178 and encodes 281 amino acids. The record is from RefSeq and is a predicted model, not a curated record. Gene Ontology annotation, cellular component: nucleus. NCBI's taxonomy places the organism in Eukaryota, Metazoa, Chordata, Aves, Apodiformes, Apodidae.
CCUUCACACACACACACACAAAUCCCUCUGAUUGUUCCUACCACCUCCUUCGUGAAUUACCCACAACGACAGCCAUUCAAUCAGCUGCUGCUGGCUGUAGGGGACUAGCGGAGGGUGUGUGUGUGUGUGUGUGUCUCUCUCCCUCUGUUUCACACAAGAGGAGUCAGAUGUAGCUUCUCUCGGGUUUUUUUUGGGGGGUGCUACGGAGAGAGGUGGGCAGGGAGUGAGCCGUUCGUCGGGGUUACCGUCUUUGGAGGGAGCAGCACUUGCUCUUCACACAGGCAGGGAGAGAGAGGUGUGGGGAAGGAUAUUUUUUUUUUUUUCUUUGCCGGAUGAAAAUGUUGAGUCCUGCAAACGGAGACCAGCUUCAUCUAGUGAACUAUGUGGAGGAUUAUCUGGACUCCAUCGAGUCUAUGCCCUUCGAUCUGCAGCGAAAUGUCUCCUUGAUGAGGGAAAUUGACGCCAAAUAUCAAGAGAUUCUGAAGGACCUGGAUGAUUACUAUGAAAAAUUUAAACGAGAGACAGAUGCUGUGCAGAAGAGAAGAAUGUUGCACUGCAUACAGAGAGCUUUGAUUCGGAGUCAGGAGCUGGGCGAUGAGAAGAUCCAAAUCGUCAGUCAGAUGGUGGAGCUUGUUGAGAACAGAACCAGGCAAGUGGACAGCCACAUGGAACUGUUUGAGACUUGCCAGGAGACUAACGAUACCACUGGAAACAGCGGGAAAGCCAGCCAAGAUAAGUCAAAGAAUGAGACAAUCGCACAGGCCGAAAAGCCCAACAAUAAGAGAUCGAGGCGGCAACGGAACAAUGAGAAUCGAGAAAAUGCUUCGAAUAACCACGAUCACGAUGACAUCACCUCAGGAACUCCAAAGGAGAAGAAAGCAAAAACGUCCAAGAAGAAGAAACGAUCCAAGGCUAAAGCAGAGAGGGAAGCUUCUCCACCAGACCUUCCUAUUGACCCUAACGAGCCAACAUACUGCUUGUGCAACCAGGUCUCCUAUGGAGAAAUGAUAGGAUGCGAUAACGACGAGUGCCCCAUCGAGUGGUUUCACUUUUCCUGCGUGGGACUCAAUCACAAACCGAAGGGCAAAUGGUACUGCCCCAAAUGUAGAGGAGAAAAUGAGAAAACUAUGGACAAGGCGUUGGAGAAGUCUAAAAAAGAAAGGGCCUACAACAGGUAGUUUGCAGACUUUUCCUAGUGAAGAAAAAGAAAACCACCAAACCAGUGUAUUUAUUGUCAGUGUCACCUUUGUUGAGGUGAAAGGAUUGUAAAAUGUAUAUUUUUAAAGGAGGUUUAAAACUGAACCAUUCCUGUUAUAGGGACGGCAAUAAGCAAUUUUGUUUUUCAUUUGGUAAACUGUAACAAGACUGUGGUCUGUGGACCAAUGUAUUCCAAAAUUAAAGUUAUAAGAGUUUAAACUGAAUAUUCAGGUGCGUCUUAAAAGAUAAAUUAAUAUUCUUUUUUUUUUAUCUUUUUUUUUUUUUUUUUUUUUUUUUUCUGCAGUGCUGGUAGCACUCUACCC